CCGCUCAUAGUGUUCGGCGACUAUCUGUCAUGUUGCCUUGACACCACCGACAAACUGUUGGAGGUGGCAAAUUCUCCUGUUACAUUUACCACACAGGAACCUCCCCAGAUCCAGAAGGUGACGGUAGCCUUUGCGACGAACCUCGGAUACAUCCCAUAGCCGUACGUCGAUGCCGGUUGCCCAGUUCACGGACUGGGUUGUACCCUUCGAUACCACGGACAUCGACAGUCGGACCCUCAACUUCAGUUGGGUGGACCUAUCCCAACAACUGUGGGGUCCUUAUGACAUUGAGCUCUUUGCAAGUCAUGAGGACCAUGUGCUGGUUAUCUAUUGCACAAAGGAUGGCAUUGGAGCUUAUGGAAAAGACGCCUACCUUGUGGAUAUCCAGUUCGAGCACUGCUACAUGAACUAUCCGUGGCGAAAUAUCGACCCGUUCCUCCGUACACGGGUCCUUGGAUUGCCACAUACGUCCCUGGUGGCCCGUGUUGGUCUCUCACGGCCACCGCGGUGCCUACAUGCAAUCGGUUACCAACCUAUGUCUUGUCUGACGGCUACGACACGCCCUGUAACUGAGGUGUCACCACUGCCCAAGGCCACGCAACAAGGUCUUACUGCCGCCACUGACAGGGCGAUUAGCCUCCAUGACUGUCUGGCACUUCGUGAAGUGUUUGACGAUGAACCCCUCACACAAGGCCAGUCUCAAGUGGUGACGGACAAAGAGGGGGGGAGUUUAGUUACCUCCGCACCGGAACAUGAGGCAGCUGCGCUGAAGUUUGUCGAGGACCCUAUUCCUCCGAAACUACAACACGCUGCAUUCCCAGAUAAUUGGAUGCAAGUCCAAGAAGUUACGGAGGAAGAAAUGUCUGCCCGGCGGCCAGAUUCGAACCCUGGUACUAACCUUCGCAACCCGUUAGAACGCACACAACCGAACAUGUCUGAGUUCAAACGUCAACUUGCAGUUGUGGCCGACUACACUAGCGACCUGACUCGGUUCGAAGACGCGUUCGACUCUACGGCCAGCCUUCUGCCUUUUCAAGAGGUGCCGCUGGGAACCACAGCUAGGGUUCUAGCGGCUGUAGAAGUCGACCAGGACAUGCCCUUGCACAAAACAGUGCCUGUUAUAACCGACGACCUCUUUAUCCUCCGUGAAGAGGAUACACAGGAUGCUCAAGAUCGUACUCGGAGGGAAGCGAUUGCACCCCCACCGGACUUCGACUACAUGAUUUCGGAGGAUCCGUCUAUCAAAGCCUGGCCACCGUACCCAACGAUUGCAAGCGACUGA
Molecule: messenger RNA, 1282 nt
Organism: Sphaeroforma arctica JP610
Lineage: Eukaryota; Ichthyosporea; Ichthyophonida
Exons: 3
Coding region: 170-1282 (370 amino acids)
Source: RefSeq, a predicted model, not a curated record